Messenger RNA from Nerophis lumbriciformis (worm pipefish), 522 nucleotides. Lineage: Eukaryota; Metazoa; Chordata; Actinopteri; Syngnathiformes; Syngnathidae. The record is from RefSeq and is a predicted model, not a curated record.
AUGUCCGAGGAAAAUUUGGGGGAAGAGUCGAGCAGCUCCCCGGUUUCCCCCGUGGACAGCCUGAGCCACAGUGAGGGCGAGGCGGACACUCAGCCCAAAAGAAGCGCGCGGAAGCGGAGGCCGAGCAGGAAACACGCCGUCGCCGACGACUCGGACAGUCCGACCCCGUCGGGGGGCAAAAGGGGCAAGAAGUCGAGCAGCAGCGGCAGCCCGCAGUCGCUGGAGGAGCUCCAGAGCCAGCGAGUCAUGGCCAACGUGAGGGAGCGUCAGAGGACUCAGUCGCUCAAUGAGGCGUUCGCGGCCCUGCGCAAGAUCAUCCCCACUCUGCCCUCGGACAAGCUGAGCAAAAUACAGACGCUCAAACUGGCCGCCAGGUACAUCGACUUCCUGUGCCAGGUGCUGCAGAGCGACGAGCUGGAUGCCAAGAUGUCCAGCUGUAGCUAUGUGGCCCACGAAAGGCUCAGCUACGCCUUCUCCGUCUGGAGGAUGGAGGGCGCAUGGUCCAUGUCCACAUCUCACUAA